Messenger RNA from Anopheles coluzzii, 10263 nucleotides. RefSeq names its product disintegrin and metalloproteinase domain-containing protein unc-71 (gene mmd). Gene Ontology annotation, molecular function: metalloendopeptidase activity. NCBI's taxonomy places the organism in Eukaryota, Metazoa, Arthropoda, Insecta, Diptera, Culicidae. Gene Ontology annotation, biological process: membrane protein ectodomain proteolysis. The coding region runs from base 3581 to 8197 and encodes 1538 amino acids. The transcript is spliced from 24 exons. The record is from RefSeq and is a predicted model, not a curated record.
GUGUGUGUGUGUGUGUGUGUGUUUUCUUUUUUUGCUACCGCUACCAAGGCAGGGAAGAAGCAAAAGAGCAAAGAAAAACGGUAGACGAGGCGAUACACUGCGCUCGAGGGUAUUUCUGUUACGGGGCUUAUCGAAUCUAGUUGGAUGGGUCUUACCUCCGUCCCCCGUUACACCGGCUCGCCCUGACACCCCGUUACACGCGUCGCCAACGGAAAGGAGCAGGAAAGGGGGCCUAUAAAUGGGAGCAUUGGGCGGGUGCAGGCUGGGCAACCUUUAAAAGCUGUACGGAGCACACGGCACUGCUGUUGUGUAGUUUAUUGGUGUGUAUAUACAUUGCGCGAUCUGUUCCUCAUUUGCGAGUCGCGAAUUCCCGGGUCUUACUCAGCACCGAAUUCGAUUCGGGAAAGAUAACGAACCCUGAAACAGACAUCACACACACACACAUACAUAUACUCACACACACGCAUACACGCCCUUGCGCCGGCCAGAGGGAGGAAAGGGACGGGCCGGUGUGCUCACAGAUUUUCCACCAAGGGCUGAACCCUACCCCGAAAACGGAUGCCUUCGCCCGCUGAUGUGUGUUCUCGCUUUCCAUCGAGCGGGAUUGCAUCGAGGUUUCUGCACGCACACACCAACGGGCCCACCACAUACAACAGAGGAAAAGCGCUUGCGCCCUUCGUACGGUUUUCACCCAGCAAGCGUACGAACACUCCCGAAAGGGCGCGCUAGCAAACUUCAAAUCCAUUUCUCCACCAAGCUUCUCCUCAUCUUAGCUCGCUGUUAAAGCAUACACACACACACACACACACACACACACACACACACACACACACACACACACAAAUACAUUUACAAUGAAAGCAUGAAAAGGGCUCAAACGCCCACCGUGCGCGUUGACAACGGUGCUAGCUGUAUUUGUGUGUUGCCUACCUUUCAGGCGCAAUUUUCAUCGAAACUGCUGCCACUGCUGAUGCUGCUGCUAUUCAGCAAUGGGGGACGCGUCCCGAAAAACACGCAGCAGCAAGCAGAACGGUGCGGAAAGCGAGAAAGCAGAAAGCUUAAUCACAACUUCGGAGUGAAUCUCUCCCGAGAUCCACACACACACAUACACACACACACACAUACACACACACACAUACACUUAUUCUCAUCCUGCUUCAAUCUUCCCUCGCCUCCUCGCCCCAUUACUUUCUCUCCAGCUUCCUCCCUUCCCCCUCUUUCCUUCUUCUCACUACCCAUCGUUGCUCUCACGCUCGCACACACUCGCGUAGCUGUUGGGUGUGCGCCCGUUGGCCCCGUGGCUGGCUUCACAGCUUCCACCACCACACAAACACACACACACACACACACAUACACAAACCUUGCGGUUCACGUGCCAACGUGCUGUGCCCGCCGCACUUAAGCUUCAUCCGAAAGCGUCCGACGACGACGAUGAUGAUGAUGACGAGGACGACGACGACGACGGCGAGGUUUUUUUUCCAAAAAACUUGCAAACUUCCAACUGCCAACCCGAAGCGCGAUUUCAGUAGGGUGCGACACUUGCCAGCGUGCGGAAUAAUAACCGUCCGAAAACAACGAGAAAUCCAGCAAAAGGCAAAGAGAAAAGAAAAAAAAACAACAACAAAACGCUGCGCGGUGGACAUUGGUGGCCUGGGGUGUCGCCCAGCAGGCAAAGGUGGCAACGGUGACAGGGGUUAAAUGUGCGGUGGAAUGCGGGACGCACCCGCUCGGUUUACUUGAAGUAACGUUGACGAUAGUACUAAUGUACUAAGAGUGGUUCGUUCACCCUUGAAGCCCACAUUCUGGCAUUCGCCUUCCAAUCGGCUAUGUGUGUGCUUCUAUAUCCAAAAUUGUGCGUGUACGUGUGUAUGUGUGUGCGUGUGUGUGAGAGAGUCUGUUGUGCGAAGAAAGUGCUGUUAUCAGUGAGUGAAAGGCGCCGAGAACGAUCCGACCGUUAAGGACGCUCCUCCACCUCAACGAUCAACCUGCGUGUGUAAGGCGUGAUGCGAGUAGUGCAACAAUCAACAAUCCCAAAUAAACAAUACCACGAUACAGUGGCCAGCGACACGAAAGACUACUCUUACUACUACUUCUGAUACGACUACUACUGUAUUAAAACUAAUUCUAGUCAGUUACUUACAACUACUGCUAGGACACUACCAACACCGGUCAAUGUAUCACACGCUCAUCAUUCAAACUGUUGCCGAUCGUAAGCCGCAUUCAUUGUUAUAAUGGUCAACCGUCGAUCGAAACGCAUCCGAUACGAAGGGACAACACUACUGCGAGGAGUGGGCGUGGAGUCGAGCAGUAACGGUCAGCGUAACGCGAAAGAAACUUGGACCAGUGCACCGUUAACGUAGCUGAGUUGUGUGUGUGUGCGCGCGUGUGUGUGUAUGUUUGCUUUUAAAAGCACGUAUACGAAAGCAGCAUUUGAAAUAUCGAGCAUGUGGUUUGCGUUAACGCUGGAGCGGACAACUUAAAGACUUCAGAUAUUCCCCUUCCCUAUUACCGUUAACGGGGAUACCCUUCCAGCUAUAGUGUGGAUUUCGGAUCGAUCGCCCAACUCCUCAAUAUAAGCACUGUUACUAAGCCAGCAAGACUCUAUAUCGCUAUCGCUAGUCAUCUGUUAUCGUUACCCCCGUCAGUGGGGUAGUAAACGUUUUUGAAACAGGUUUCAUCGUCUCUCGUAUAUGUAUAUAUAAAUAUUUAUAUAUCUAAACAUAUACAUACAUACAUCUAUAUCUCUCUGUUCGUCUGCACUCACAUGUUGUGGGCACUGUAGUUUCCGCAGAAGCUGUAAUCUGGAUAGCUGUGCAUCAGUGUGUAUCUGUGUUGCUGGUGCCUGUAUAUGUAUGUGCGUGUGUGUUUCGUUAUUUCAGCGUCGAGCAACGAAAUCGAGCAGUAAUGCGAUUGCAAUUAUGUGUACCUAUGAGAGCAUUGCUGCUGCCUUGUUCGAGCUCUAAAUGAGAAGUAUGCGAUCGUAAGGACGCAAAGAGUGUUUGUGUAUGUGUGUGUCUAUCGAAGGAUAGUAGUAUAGACAAUUCAAUACCUGCUCAGCAGAAGAUUGCUACUCGUUUAGAGAUGAUCUUGCUGUCCCUCGUACCCUUCCUUAGCUCACUGUCUUAGACUAAAAAGUAGAUCAACCCAGAUUCACUACGACGACUGCCUGAAAUGUUCAGUGUUCCUAAUGCUGUACUGUGCACCCGUAAUCGGGCAGGUAGCUAAAGCAAACUGUACCGCUGUGCAAAAGUGUCAUUUACGCCUGACUGGAGCGUGUGUUGUCCGACGCGGGCAAGUAUUGGCGCUGCUCGACCGGUUCCAGGCCCUGCACUUAAACGCACAGGCACGCAAUUCGUAGCGAUGUUACCGAACGACUCGCCAGACACUAGCAGUAGGCACUAGUAGCUGUGUUUGCAGGGCGUGUAGUUAGCGUGUACCCAACUGCCAAACGGAGCCCCAGAGAUACCAAACAGGGGACCUGCAGGGCGGGAGAUUGAGGAAGGGGGCUCGAACAGGCUCGAAUGGCAUCGUUCGCACACGCAAGCUCGCAGCACGUUCGUACGAUACAGCUUUAGUAGACAUGAAACUAAUGAGCCCGCUGAGGGCGCUGCUACUCGCCCUCGUAAUGACACUCGCCGAAUCUGCUGGAGAAGCUGACUACACUCUGGAUGAUUCAUUCUGGAAUGAGGAAAGCCCAGUAGGUGAGGUCGAGCGUUUACUGAAGGAGCACCAGCAAAACCAAGAGCUAGUGGAUAAGAUCGGUAGCAGCUACUACCAGAUUAUCUAUCCCGUACAGCUGCGCCAUCAUGAGAAGAUGGGCAUCUCGACGCGAGAAGUUAACCAGCCAAAGUUUCCACAGCGUGGCUAUGACGGUAGCUACUCCGGCAGUGGCGGUGGCCGUGGUCGAUCGAGGACUGGGAAGCAUUUUCAUCGAACAUCACUUUUGAUAAAAGCUUUUAACCAUAAAUUUCGAUUAGAUUUGGAAUUAAAUACACAAUUACUAGCUCCCAACAUUGUACAGAAGCACUAUCUACCUAGCGGGUUCGCUCAGGAUUCACAUCGAGAAAUUGAACACUGCUACUACCACGGUACGGUUAAAGACUAUCCGGGAGCUAGUGCAGCCUUCCACACCUGCAACGGUGUCAGCGGUGUGAUACACGUCGGUAAUGAAACGUUUGUUAUUCAUCCAUUUUACGGAGGUGAUUUAUCGCAGAAACAUCCACAUGUUAUAUUUGAAGCACGUACAAAAUCAAAUAAAGGCUGUGCGAAUUCUGGCAACCUCGAGUGGAGGACGCGAUCGAUACGCCGCGGCAGCAGCCACCAUGCCGGGUUAGUGGAGCUGAUCGAUCGCAACGGUGCUGGCCGGUACAGGCGGGAUGUGCGCGAAACCACCAAGUACAUCGAAACGGCCCUCAUUAUCGACAAGGCGAUGUUCCAGAAGCGCAACGGCAGCACCCGGACAGAGGUGGUCCACGAUGCCAUACAGGUGGCGAACAUUGCUGAUCUGUACUUCCGUACUCUGAACACACGCGUGUCCGUUGUAUAUAUCGAAACAUGGCAGGGCCAAAACCAGGCCCAAAUCGACGGAGGCAAAGAUAUUAGCAAAGCAAUAUCCAAUUUUAACGACUAUACAUCUAGGAAUUUGUAUAAAAUAGAUAAAGAUACGACCCAGCUGCUGACUGGCGAGACAUUUGCCGGCGGUGAAGUUGGCAUGUCCGUUCCGGAAACCGUGUGCACACCGAAGGCUGUUGGCAUAAGCGUAGACAUGAAUCCUUAUGAGCCGCAUCUGCUCGCCGGAACGAUGGCGCACAUGAUAGGACACAACAUUGGCAUGGGUCACGACGAUAAUCGUGACGAAUGCAUCUGUCGCGACUGGCACGGUUGCAUUAUGUCGCAAUCGAUUGUCGGUCUGGAGAACGUACAGCCGUACAAGUUUUCCGAAUGCAGUCGACUGGAUUACAUCGAUGCGUUGCGCAUCGGACACGGUCUCUGUUUGUUGAACAAACCGAAUGAGGUGGAGCUUCGUAAGAACUGCGGCAACGGGAUCGUGGAGGAUGACGAGGAAUGCGACUGUGGCAGUGCGCUCGAUUGCGACAAGACGGAUCCGUGUUGUGACGGCAUCACCUGCAAGCUAAAAAAGGAGUCCCAGUGCGCGACUGGGCCCUGCUGUGAUAAAUGUAUUCUAAAGCCUCCGGGCGUCAUAUGCCGCGAUGCGCACAACGAGUGCGACCUACCCGAGUACUGCAAUGGCGAGUCUGGCCAGUGCCCGCCCGAUGUACAUAAGAAGAAUGGCAACCCGUGCGGUAUGAACUCUACCGGCUUCUCUACAGGUUACUGCUUCAACGGUGUUUGCCCUACGCAGGCCGCCCAGUGCGAGCGAAUCUGGGGUUACAGCGGUACUGGUGCCGAUCGAGUGUGCUACGAACAGUUCAACUCGAAGGGCUCCAUUAACGGCCAUUGCGGCAAGGACGCCAAUGGCAACUACAUCAAAUGCGAGCCAGAGAAUAUUCAGUGUGGUUCACUUCAGUGCAAGGAUGGCGACCGUACGCCAGUGGAGGACUGCUGCGAACAUUUGUACUCGCGGGCAAUCAUCUCCAUACGCGGCACGGAGUACGAAUGCAAGUCAAUCACUGGGGCGUCCACUAACUCCAACACGCCACCGUACGGACUGGUACGCGACGGUACACCGUGCGGUGAUAAUCUGAUCUGCGUCAAUCAGACUUGCGUCAGUAUCUUUCCAUACAUCGAUCAAACAAAGUGUCCGACGAACCAUAACAAUCUCGAAUGCUCCGGCAAUGGGGACUGUACCAACAACAAUAAGUGCUUCUGCAAGUUUGGCUGGACUGGCCCGGAUUGCUCAAUUCAGGCGCAUAUCACUACCACGUACCCGUCGCUGAUCACGUCCACCACGUCGGAAAGCACUAUCAUCAUGGAGAAGAAAACGACUCGCUACGCCAACUACCACGGCUCAAACACAGUGUUUCUAGUCGGUGUUUUAAUGUCGGUUGUUGGGGGUGUUUUUAUAACGUUUGCUCUGAUGGCUUUGUGCUACAGGUCAGUUGUAGUACAUAAUAACUUCUCCUUGUGCCUAAGAAAGAAAACGACGCGCCUUAAGUAUGACCCACCGUACGUGAAGAAACCGAUGGCGAAGUACGUUGGGGGCGCCACGGCGGCAAACCAUCACUCGCAGGACGACGUUUCACUGGAGGGCUCGAACAAGAUGAUGUUCGGCAAUCAAACAACCCAGUUCAGAGACCACAAAGCCAUCCGCCGAAUGACCGGAUCAGUCAGCGAGGACGACCCGACCCAUUCCGGCGAGGAGGAGACGGUAUCGUUCAUCGAUCUGCCACCGAACAGUCUGCUGAACAAGCAGAUGCCGGAGAAGGGUAUCCUGAAGAAGCACGGUCUCGGACUGGUGCUGGGCGACGGGACCAAAGACAAGUGGCACGCGGCGAACGAUGACGCGCAGUCCGAUAAUCUCGAAUUGAUUGCUCAGCAAGAAUCCACUAUUCCUUCAUCAGGUGGCCAGGUGGUCGUCGGAGGCGGCGGCGGCGUGGGCGUCGGCGGUGGCGUGGGCGGCGGUGUCGGUGGUUUGGGCGGACCAGGCGUCAUCGGGGGCGUCCUCGGCGGCGGUGUUGGCGGCGGUGGGGGCAUCAUUGGCAGCGGGGGUCUCGGGCCGGGCGUUGGUGGCGUGCUCGGCACCGUCUCAGACGUGGAACGGACGAUGAAGAGCCUGAACGGCUACCACGAGGACAUCCUCGAGGCGCUCCGUUCGGCCGCGCAGGCCCAGCGAAGCAGCGCGAACACUCCAUCCGGUAGCAUCAGCGAGGAGCUGCUGCGGAAAACGCUGGCCGAGUGCGUAACCGGGUCGCAGAUCAGUGCCGCCAGCGUCCAUCCGCAGGAUCGCGAGUACAAGCGGAGCGUCAGCUCGCGCACCGGCAGCCGGGAGAACGUGUGCGAACCGCAGCCGCACGUGUUGAGCGACGCCGGCCAGACGGCAACGCUGCUCCAUCAUCACCGCCAGCAGCAGCAGCAGCAGCAACAGCAGCAGCAGCAUCAGGUCCAGCAGGGUCUGCUCGGGGACGAGGACGAUACGCCCUCUGUUGGGCCGCUGCGCAUCCGCAACCUGGAGGACUUGAUCCGCCAACUGGAGCACCAUUCGUCGCGGCACAUGAGCCCGAGCGGCUCGGAAGAUAUACGCAUGUCUGAGACUGAGGCCGACCGGCACUAUAGGGUAGAUAGUUCAGCCGCCUGUAGCGAAUCAUCCCAUGGCUCGAAUCAACAACUAGCUCAGGUACAAAAAACCGCCACUAUACUGCCACCGUACAGCAGCCGCUGCCGGCCCCCACGCUCCGACGACGAGGGCCGCUUCUCGUAUGGAGGCGCCGGUGGCCCCGGUGGCGGUGGUGGCGGUGGCGUCAUGGUCGGUGCAGGCGGAGGCAGCGGCACCGUUUCCGGGACAGGGCGCUACCGGCAUCCGGCCAGCAUACGGCACCAGGGCCACCAGUCCCAUUCGCCUCACUCGCCUCACUCGUUUGCCCACCAUACGCACCACGGGCACGCGCAUGGGCACUCCUCCCAUGCCGGCCAUUCGUCGCACCAUUCGUCCCACACACACCUGCACCAGGAUGAGGAGGGCAUCUACGAGAGUGCCGACCCGGUGCAUCCGCACGCACACCCGCACGAUCGGUCCGGACUCGACCAGCGCGACACCAACGAUAGCGAAAGUGAUGAAUUAUUUCAAGCUCAACAACAAUUAGCCCGAUGGGCGAGUGAGGAUGUGGUAUCCGUGGUGGUAAUGGAGCAAGGAUCGGAUACGUCCCACGCGCAAGGUCCAUCAUCAGCCAAUACCAUGCACGGCCAUAUGCAACAGCAUCCAUCGCAGCAGCAACCGCCGUCUCAUCAUCCGCCGCCGCCGCAGCCGUCGCAGCAGCAGCCGCCGCUGCAGCCGCCGCAUCAGCUCAUCGACAGCGUCAAUGGAGUGCCAGUAAUGGGCAGCUGUCACAGUAUCAGCAGCAGUAUGAACCAUCAGCUGGUGAACAACAGAGACUACUAUCCUUCGCCACCAUCCACCGAGACAGAGAGCAGUGGAAGCGUAAUACAGCCGUUGAGACGUGGACCCAUUACGCCCGGCCCCGGACCAGACGGAAAUCAUAUAAUGGAGAGUACCGGUCGUUAUCCCGAAUAUAAGCACUGAUAGUAGCUGAACGGGGCCGGAUAUUUCCAUUGAAAUCGAAUCCCCCCAAUUCAACCCAGAAAACACCCGCAUUACCCUCUCCCGCUCCCUUUCGCUCUCCUUUGUUGUACCUUGCCUCCCUGCGGCUACACCGGAGGUUCAACAGGCUACGGGCGCCGAACUGCGCAGUGCGCGGAUGAUGGGAUGAGGACGGUUUAGUGCGGUAUAUCGUCGCGAUUAGUACACCGCCUCCCGUGGCAGGCAGGAGGACGUGUAGCGAACGGAAUAGUGAGAAGCUACGACCAAAGGUGUUGUCCACGAGAAUAGAGAAAAAGAAAAAUGCAGAUAAAUGCAGCAGGACAGUGUAUGUAUGUAUGUGUGUGUGUGUAUUUUAGAUAGAGAGAGAGAGAGAAAGAGAGAUUAAGAGAGAAGCGAUAGCUAGUAAUUACAAGAAACUAAAACUCGAAAUGCAGAUGGACAGGGCCUCAAGCAAUGUGAAAUGAUGAGCACAUUUUCAAACUAAACCUUAGCAAAAAGCGUUUCCAUAACAAUCCAACAGCUCAACAGUGACAGUGAGGAAGAGUGGGUAAAGUGAACGACACUUACAAAAACCUAAAACAGUAAAUAGUAGACACUACACACACAGCUGCAGAUAGUAUUACUUCUUUCUACGACCUGUUUUGAACCGAGCGUACAAACGCUCCCCAUAUUUUAACAACUAUAUGUAUGUCUCUCUCUCUUUCACACACACACACACACACAAACGUCACAUCAAAUUGCAUCACAGUGAGAACUGGUGCCUAGGGCGAGUGUUGAUGCAAUAUCAAUCGCACAUGAGCUACUAACAAACAACGCAUUGCAACGGAAGCCGAUCGACCAGAGUAUGCCCUCGUCUAACACAUGCGAUUUCCAGGCGGGCACUCCUCUCACACUCCUCAUCAAAAUCUGAGCUUAAUUAAAAGAUAGAUUCUACUACUUCGUAAGACAAUUGUGCGACAAAAAAAAAACAUUUCACUCCGAGUAGCGGGCAACCCCUGACGAACGCCCUCUGUCGGUACGAAGCUGCAAAUUCUGAUCCUCCUGCGAUUUGAUGUGAUGGGGUCGAUCGAGCACGAGCGAUAAGGAAACAUAUGCGAGAGUGAAAGAGUGGAGGAAAAAUGGUGAAGUUAAGAAAUAAAGAUAGCAACAGAGAGAGACAGGAAGAAAGAGAAAGAGAGAGAGAGAGAGAGAGAGAGAGAGAGAGAGAGAGAGAGAGAGAGAGACAGCGUCAGAUAUUGCACGGGGAAAAUGAAAUAAUAAUAUUUCAAGAGCUAUCCUCUAGUUAUUUGUUAAAAAAAACUGUUCUUUCGUUAAGUUUACCGAUAUUAUGAUGCAGAACACGCUAAGCGGAAGAGGAGAUAUUUAUUACCAUCCGGAAUCAAAAAGCUAAAACCACAAUACUGUUUAGUGCCUCACAUUGUUUGUGGAAAAGAAAGAACAGCAGAAACGCAAAAACAAAGAAACCUCUAAUUUAUAUAUGUUUAUCUGGCUUAUCAACUAGCGAAAUGUUUUGUAUUUGAGUUGGAACGGAUCACAGAAUGAAAUAAUUUGUCAUUUUCGUUACACGCUACUUCCAUCUAUUAACUGGCAUUGCGAAGGUAAAGUGGUAUUAGAUAUUAAUUUACCAUAACGAUAAGCAUAGGGAGUAGUGGUGCCGCGUAUGUUAAUUAAGGUGAGCUCAAACGUAUGUGUAAGAAACUAAGCCAGUGUCAUUUACCGGGAGCAGAUGAUGUUAAUGUAGCAGCGCAAAGCAUCCAGUAACGUAUUGUAACGCCGUUUGUUGCUAUUUCCAGUGAAUAACAACAAAUAACACCGCAAAAACGGCAAUAACAAAUAUAUACUAAUCAAACGACUGGUGAGAUAGAGGAGGCGCGUAAUGCGAUUGAAUUAAUAAGUGGAUUAGAGCAGUAAGAAGCGAUCGAAAUGGAUUUGUUAUUAUAGUAAGACCAUUGAGAACAUAAUUUCCUACAAACAAAGAAAACAGCACUUCAUGCGCCGGCACAUUAUCCUAAGCAUACUAUCUAAUUAAGGGUAUAAGAUACAUUAUA